Molecule: messenger RNA, 852 nt
Organism: Epithele typhae
Lineage: Eukaryota; Fungi; Basidiomycota; Agaricomycetes; Polyporales; Epitheliaceae
Exons: 2
Coding region: 1-852 (283 amino acids)
Source: RefSeq, a predicted model, not a curated record
AUGUCUAGCCUCAAGAUCAAAGCCAGCUCCCACCGGAUGAUCUUGCACCGAAGUCCCAACCGCAUCGUGGUGUGGCGUCGACGCGCAUCCAAGUGGAUUACGGCCGUUCCAAACGGGGUUGGCGAGGGGUCCGAGGAUGGGGACGGAGCGACCGCCGUUGGAGACGAAGACAUGGUUGUAGACGUCGUGGGAGAUGAAAAUGCGGCCGUAGACAUUGUUGGAGACGACAAGGACGCCGGGAAGCCGGGAGAGGUCGAGGAUGGAGCGGUGAAGCCUGACGGGGACGGCACAGUGAAGAGCGAGGAGGGCGACGCAGUGACGGUGGACAACGAAGAUUCGGACGAAGACGACGAAGCCGACGAAGCCGACGAUGACGACGUCGACGGCGGGAUCUGGAUCAAGGAAGACCGGGUCGGCGGGCUCGAGCCCGUCGUUUGGCCCCGCCUGACGUUCCGCGAUGCGUGGAUGUUCAUGCCGAACCUGGUGGCGGCGAGCAGUAGACUGAGCACCCGCACCGCGGCCGACCAGGACGUGGAUGACUGCCACGAGUUCUUUGAGCCACUGAACAAGCCCCACGACGUCCCGUUUCCGGUGGACGACGACGGAAACACCAUCACCACUGCCGGCGGCGCGAACACCCACACCUGCCACGAGCAACUUCCAGAACGCUGGAAGCAGCCACGGCAGGAGGCUCAGAACCCUGCAUAUUUUGUGCGCAAGAUGAGGCGUCCGCCUCCAUCUUUCUCUCCUGCGUCCCGCAAAGGUCUUCGCGAGGAUUGCAUGUCCCUUAUCAAGCGUCUACACGGCAACGGCAGCGCACGAAACCCGUCCUCUAGAAUCGCCGAAGACUGA